AUGGCUACACAGACGCUCCUGAAAGCUUUCUUUGAUGCAAGAGACACGCGUGCAACCAGAAGCAGUGGCAUUGUCUUUAACUAUAAUCAUGACGCAACAGCUAUGACACCCGCAGCAAUUCGUAACAGUGACUCCUCUAAAAAGAUUCGUAACAGUGACUCCUCCAAAAAGAUUCGUAACAGUGACUCCUCUAAAAAGAUUCUGACUCCUCUAAAAAGAUUCGUAACAGUGACUCCUCCAAAAAGAUUCGUAACAGUGACUCCUCUAAAAAGAUUCGUAACAGUGACUCCUCCAAAAAGAUUCAUUCGUAACAGUGACUCCUCUAAAAAGAUUCGUAACAGUGACUCCUCUAAAAAGAUUCGUAACAGUGACUCCUCUAAAAAGAUUCGUAACAGUGACUCCUCUAAAAAGAUUUGUAACAGUGACUCCUCUAAAAAGAUUCGUAACAGUGACUCCUCUAAAAAGAUUCGUAACAGUGACUCCUCCAAAAAGAUUCGUAACAGUGACUCCUCUAAAAAGAUUCGUAACAGUGAUUCCUCUAAAAAGAUUCGUAACAGUGACUCCUCCAAAAAGAUUCGUAACAGUGACUCCUCUAAAAAGAUUCGUAACAGUGACUCUUCUAAAAAGAUUCGUAACAGUGACUCCUCUAAAAAGAUUCGUAACAGUGACUCCUCUAAAAAGAUUCGUAACAGUGACUCCUCCAAAAAGAUUCUGACUCCUCCAAAAAAGAUUCGUAACAGUGACUCCUCUAAAAAGAUUCGUAACAGUGACUCCUCUAAAAAGAUUCGUAACAGUGACUCCUCCAAAAAGAUUCGUAACAGUGACUCCUCUAAAAAGAUUCGUAACAGUGACUCCUCUAAAAAGAUUCGUAACAGUGACUCCUCUAAAAAGAUUCGUAACAGUGACUCCUCUAAAAAGAUUCGUAACAGUGACUCCUCCAAAAAGAUUUGUAACAGUGACUCCUCCAAAAAGAUUCGUAACAGUGACUCCUCUAAAAAGAUUCGUAACAGUGACUCCUCUAAAAAGAUUCGUAACAGUGACUCCUCUAAAAAGAUUCGUAACAGUGAUUCCUCUAAAAAGAUUCGUAACAGUGACUCCUCUAAAAAGAUUCGUAACAGUGACUCUUCUAAAAAGAUUCGUAACAGUGACUCCUCUAAAAAGAUUCGUAACAGUGACUCCUAA
This is a messenger RNA of Penaeus monodon (black tiger shrimp), 1182 nucleotides long. RefSeq names its product NKAP family protein-like. Lineage: Eukaryota; Metazoa; Arthropoda; Malacostraca; Decapoda; Penaeidae. Bases 1 to 1182 code for a protein of 393 amino acids. The record is from RefSeq and is a predicted model, not a curated record. The transcript is spliced from 6 exons.